GGCUGCCGCUCUGCCCCGUCGGUGCAGGUCGCGGGGGCCCCGGGACCCGCUCCCUGCUCGGCGGCGAGGGGAGGUCGGAGAGGACGCGAGUGCCAGGCGGCAUCGCCCGCCCCAGCCCGACCCGCCGGCGCCCCGGCCCGCAGGCGGCGGCGGCGGGCGGCGGCGGGCGCGCCUGCGCUCCGCCGCGCCGCUCGGGGAGGCGGAGGCGGCCGAGGGGGACCUGGCGUUGGGUGACAGGCGGGGUGGGGGCGCAGGGCCCGGCUGGCUCCCCGGCUCGUUCGCCGGCCAGCCCCCCGCGCCGCAAGCACGAUCGGCAGCACUUCCCCCGGAGGUCUGUCACCGGCGUCGGCGGCGCGGAGAAAGGAGGAUGCGGGCGGCGGAGCAGCAGCAGCGGCGGCGAGCGGCGCUCCCCUGCGGGGGCCGGGCUGGCCGCGGGGCUCCGGCGGGCGGCUGCUGAGCGCGGCGCCGCGGGCAUGUGGCCGCGGGGAGCAGAAGCCGCGGGCAGCGGGGGCGCCCCGGCGGGCGGGCGGCCCCUUGAGCGAGACUGAGGGAGGAUGGAGCCACAAAGGACUUUGGCUGACACGUGCGGCGGGGCCGGCGGCCGCGGCUAGGGCCACCCCCCUCCCCUCCCUCCUCCCCUCCCCGCUAUACUGCGCUCCCGCCGGGCCCCUCAGCGCGCUCGACGCACGGCGGCGAUGGAGCCGGCCGGGCUCCUCUGAGGCCGCGGCCGGACCCAGCAUGGCCUCGGCGGAGACCCCGGCGCAGCGGCGCCCCGGGGCGGAGCAGCCGGCGGCGGCGGGGGGCCGGGCGGAGGCGCCGCGGUGCCGCAGCCUGCCCGCGCUCGGCGGGGCGGCGCCGCGGGGCUGCGGGGCCGCGCUCGGCUCCCCCCUGGCGGCCGGGGGGAGCGGCGGCGGCGGCGCCCCGCUGAGCCCAGCGGCCGGACCGGCUCCCCAGGACGGACGGGGCGGGGGCCCCGCCGCCGCCGCCGGGACUGCCCGGGCCCCCGCUGGCGGCGGCGGCACCGGGAGCUUCCCCCGGAGGACGGAGCGCGGCCAGCCGGCGGCGCCCGGCCGAGGGGUGUCCCCGGGCCCCCCGCUGCCGCCGCCACCGGUGCUGCUGGCAGGGCCCCCGGGCAGAGUGUGCCUGCGGGCCGUGCUGGCGGACUCCCGCUUCUUCUUGGUGUGCAUGUGCUUCCUGACCUUCAUCCAGUCCCUCAUGGUCUCCGGCUACCUGAGCAGCGUCAUCACCACCAUUGAGCGGAGAUACAGCCUCAAGAGCUCGGAGUCGGGGCUGCUGGUCAGCUGCUUCGACAUCGGGAGCCUGGUGGUGGUGGUCUUCAUCAGCUACUUCGGGGGGCGUGGACGGAGGCCGCUCUGGCUGGCUGUAGGGGGGUUUUUCAUCGCCCUGGGGGCUGCGCUCUUCUCCUUACCUCAUUUCAUCUCUCCGCCGUACCAGAUCCAGGAAUUGAACUCCUCUGUCAGUAACGAGGGCUUGUGCGUGACUGGCAAUGGCACCGCCAAAGAGCAGUGGGACUCGCCGGCCUGUGUCAAGGACUCCGGCGGAAACGACCACUCUCUCUAUGUAGCUUUAUUCAUCUGUGCCCAAAUCCUCAUUGGCAUGGGCUCGACACCCAUCUAUACCUUGGGACCAACCUACUUAGAUGACAAUGUCAAGAAAGAAAAUGCCUCGCUUUACCUAGCCAUCAUGUACGUAAUGGGAGCACUGGGUCCUGCAGCUGGAUACUUGCUAGGAGGACUUCUUAUUGGUUUCUAUGUUGAUCCUAGGACAACUGUUUAUAUUGACCAGAGUGAUCCCCGAUUCAUUGGAAACUGGUGGAGUGGAUUUCUCCUUUGUGCUAUUGCAAUGCUCCUUGUGAUAUUUCCCAUGUUUACGUUUCCGAAAAAGCUCCCUCCUCGACACAAAAAAAAGAAAAAGAAAAAGAAGAUGAACUCUGAUGAUGUUUCAAGUGAUGACGAAGUCAUGAAAGAGAAAACAAACAGCAAAAUACAAGCAGACAGUGCAGUUCCUGCCUCUAUGGGAUUUGGAAAGAAUGUUAAAGAGCUUCCAAGAGCAGCUGUCAGGAUCUUAAGCAACAUGACAUUCCUUUUUGUGAGUUUGUCAUACACAGCUGAGAGUGCCAUUGUUACAGCUUUUAUUACCUUCAUUCCCAAGUUCAUCGAGUCACAGUUUGGCAUCCCAGCUUCAAAUGCCAGCAUCUACACUGGUGUGAUUAUUGUCCCAAGUGCUGGUGUUGGUAUCGUCCUAGGUGGCUACAUUAUAAAAAAACUGAAACUCGGUGCGAGAGAGUCUGCAAAGUUGGCUAUGAUCUGCAGUGGUGUAUCUCUGUUGUGCUUUUCAACUCUCUUCAUUGUUGGAUGUGAAAGCAUUAAUCUAGGGGGAAUAAAUAUACCUUACACGACUGGUCCCACUCUUGCCAUGGCCCACAGGAAUCUGACUGGGAGCUGUAAUGUUAACUGUGGAUGUAAGAUUCAUGAGUACGAGCCUGUCUGUGGAUCAGAUGGAAUAACAUAUUUUAAUCCUUGCCUAGCUGGCUGCAUCAAUGGUGGAAACCAUAGCACAGGGGUAAGAAAUUACACAGAAUGUGCCUGUGUUCAGAGUCGCCAGGUGAUCACUCCACCGACGGUGGGCCAGCGCAGUCAGCUCCGGCUGGUUAUUGUCAAAACCUACCUGAAUGAGAAUGGCUAUGCUGUUUCUGGGAAGUGUGAUCGAACCUGCAACACGCUUAUCCCGUUCCUGAUAUUUCUCUUCAUCGUUACCCUUAUAACAGCGUGCGCGCAGCCGUCAGCAAUCAUAGUGACACUCAGGUCUGUGGAAGAUGGAGAACGACCCUUUGCACUAGGAAUGCAGUUUGUGUUAUUACGUACUCUUGCGUACAUUCCCACUCCAAUUUAUUUUGGGGCUGUUAUUGACACCACGUGCAUGCUUUGGCAACAGGAUUGCGGCGUACAAGGAUCUUGUUGGGAAUACGAUGUCACCUCGUUUCGUUUUGUCUACUUUGGGUUGGCAGCUGCUCUCAAGUUUGUGGGAUUCUUUUUUAUUUUCCUGGCCUGGUAUUCCAUUAAGUGUAAAGAAGAGCAACUGCAGAGACGGAGAUGGAGGGCUUCACCGGUGAACACUGUGAGUGAGAUGGUUGGCCAAGCUGGACCCCAACAAAACUAUGCACGGACUAGAUCCUGCCCUACCUUCAGCUCUCGAGGAGACAUCAGUGUGGCACAAGGAAUGAACUGUGUAGCACAGACGUACCCCGGCCCUUUUUCAGAAGCAAUAAAUUCCUCAAAUGAAAAUGCGUUGGAAGAAGUCACUGCUGAGAUAUAGACCCCUGGCUUGGUAAUGUAAUAUUUAGUUUUGUUGGUUGACUUAAUUACGGCGCCUUGUAAAACACCUGUGCCUUCUAUUUUUAAUCUAAAUGUAACAUGUGAUAAAACCAACAAAGCUUAAUGCAAACAAACAUAGUUUGUUCCUGAGGGCUGGAUACCUCAAACCAACCCAAGUUCUUAUUUCUCCCCUCCCAACAAUGGAGUUUUAAAAAUUGUGUUUGUAAUUAUUUCAGAUGUGUCCAUUAAAUGUCCAUGCUCUGAUCUAAUGUCAAUGUAAAGGUGAGGUAUUAUGAACAGCAGAAGUCAGUGGAAGAGUGACAAAAACUCAUAUUGUUGAUGUCUAGACGUCACAAAAAUGCUUAAAUGUAUCGUCAACUUCACAUCUGCAAAUCAUAUUUUUAAGAGAUGAGUAAUUACUGUGAGUUCUGCUACAAAGCACAACUGAACUUGUUCAAACUAUGCAACUUAUUUGGAUAAUUGUAUGUGCAGCAAAUUAAGUUUAAAGUUUGCUUUUAAAGACAUUACUGCAAUUGAAUUUGAAAGGGGCUAUUUUCAGACAUAAGCGUUAAAUUAAAAAGGAACAUAAGGUUUAAAGUACUGUUAAUAACAUGUUAAGCCAUACAAAAGUUAUGCAUCAGGUAAUGUUUGCAAAUGUUGAGUCAUAAUAUCUUUAUCCUGUCAAAAUGUGCAUUAAUUUUCAUUUGAUGAGAGUAGUCAUUCUUCACAAAAUACACAGGCUAAGAAAGUAUAACGCUUGGAGUUAAAAACUUCAGUAUUAAUUUGUAAUAACAUUAAGAUGUAGAAAUCAAACACACAUACCAGAGCAGAUAGGUGCAUAUUUCUGUAACGAUACAGGCAGUUAGUCGGGUGGUUGUUACUAGUACCAAAUGCAUACUUUUCCUGAAGAAGAAAAUAACCAGUUAUAGCUUGGUAGGAAGAGCUUAGCUGUCCUUCAGAAACCAGUGCCAGUGUAGUUCAGCUUCCAUGACAAAAUCUCAAGGGAGAGCUGGUGGCCUCAUUUCGUGUCCGAGUGGCUGCCUCGGACCCGUCAGGCAGCCAGCGACGGCACGGGGUCUGGGCUGGCAGCGCUCGCUGCCUGCUGCAGGAGGGAGCAGAGACCCCCCCGGGUGGGCUGCAGCAGCCUGCCCGCCGCCGUGCCCGGUGCGAGGCUUUCACCCUGGGGAGGGGGUGCCCCCUCAGACCCCGGGUCCCUCUCAUUUCUGCCCCACUUCUAUCUCUCCCACUACCUGGUGCAGGGCAGGCUGGUGGACAGGUCUGGAGGUUCUAGUUGUACAGUUUGUCCCACGCGUGGCUGCCUUUCCUUUUCCCAGCUUCAUUGAAAGCUUCUGUGAAGGCAAAGAGCUAAGAAUAGAAAUUGUCUGCAAGCGUGGACCCACAGGACGUGAUGUGGCCUUUGCUUUCCAAAUUACUCUAGUGUGUUUUCUCCCCAGGAGAUGCUGAGGUUUUCUAAUCAAGUGUACUUGGCAUUUCAUUUCUUGCUCUGGAGGCUUUGUAGUGCUAUGCUUAUGAUGUACUAAUGAUGUCUCAAAGGGCAGAGAAUGAUUUCAGGUGGACACUAGGAAGUCAAAGCUGUAUUUUGCCCUGCAGGGAAAGUCUUAGAAGUUUAGGAAAUUAAAAGCACUUUCUAAGAGGACUUAGUCAGGUUUGGAUUUUGCCAUGCAUGAAAACAAAUAGGAAAGAACAAAACUUCUAUGUAUUUUUGAACAGAGUUAUUCCUGGUUUAAUUUUUAAUUUAUAAUAUUAUAAGUUAAUCAAACAUUGUAUGGAACCAAGUCCUUGAAAUUAAAGGCAGUACUCUCCUUGUCAUUCAUUGAGUUGUCCUGGGAAGAGUAGAUUUCCCUCUCCUCCUUUGCUGGCUGCCUUUCCUCGUCUCCUGGCUCUUCUUAACCGGCACAUGGAACUACCCGCAGCGCUGGUUCCUCUGCUUGAAAUGGUGGGUGCUUAUUUCAGAAUGUCUCGGUCCAUUUAUGUGGCUUGUAAUGAUUCCCACUCUCUCUCUCUCUGCAAAUUCAGAUGCUUCUGCCCCAAACUGCAACAAUUUUCAACACCUUCUGCUAUUCUGUAGAUAUUAAUAGCCUUUUGGGGUCAAGCCUGAGAAUUUUUUUUCCUCUUGUGGAGCCACCAGAUACAAUACAUCCUCAGUCAGCAUGUGCCACCUGAGAUGUUAGUUUCUACACUUCUCAUCCCAAUAAAUAAAUUUCCUUGGCUCAAAGGUAUUUGGUAUAUUUUUUACCGUAGGAGAUCACAAUAGAUGAUAAAAAUGUUUCCUUUUGCUCCAGUCUCAAAUGCUUUUUGCACCAGAAAUUUCCUGCCAUGGAAAAAAUUGAGGCAAAGUAGUAGGACAAACUGUAAUUGCAGCCCACCACCCAUCCGUUUUAAUCACUUGCCCAUUUUAAUGAUCAUGGGGUGAGGCGAAGAGUGACAAUCUUUUCAAAUACCUCAUAAACAGAACAUUUAGAGAAUUGUAAUAGGCUGGAGAUGAAUCAUCUAUCCUGAUCUAUUCUAUUUCAUGCCUUGUGUGUGUGCUUCCAUUCCACGCGAGUAACAAGGGAGAGCAGAUUAGGCUUGUAGGACUGUCGGGAGCUGACACUCAUGGCAAAGAAUGAGAGGGAUAGAGGUGACACAUCUGCAACUGCUGCCGCUUCUGGGCUGGUUUCAAGGGAAUUCAGAGCUUGUUGGAAAGGAGGCCACCUGUUUUUUAGGAAAUCCUGGCAUUUCAACUUCUAAAAACAUUAAUUUUUUUUUUAAUGUUUGAGAAACUGGAAUGUAGAAGGAAAGAUGUUCACUUUGGAAAUACUGAAAAAGUCUUGUUUACAUACUUUCAAUAGCUUUCAAUUUUCCAAAUUAUAUGCAAACCAAAAAGUAAUUCAUUACUUCUCAAGCAAACCCAUUAGCAUUUUUGGAUAUAGAUUAUUUUGACAAUAUGAAUAUAUUUCUAAAAAAUCACUUAAUUAAAUCAGCAUUAUCUGAAAGAAAGAAAACCCAAACUCCGGCCAGUUUUGGCUUGAUUCCUGAAGAAGGCUUUAUUGUGAGUAAGCUAUAACAGUCUAAACUAAACCAAUAAAGGCACGCAGGGGAAACACAUUAACUUCCUAGAGAAGUCAAUUCCAACAUUGUCAACAUUGACUGAAAUACGGACUGAGGCCUGCUGAACAAACACUACUUUCUGAGUUUGUCACUGCUGAAGGAAGAAAUGACAAUUGUGUCAUCCCUAGCAGGAGUCAGGAUCGACGUGUGGUGCUAAACCGACUCACAAGAAGAAUAAAGGAGCUUUAUCUAUCACCCAGUGAAGGUGGCCAUGCUGUCUUCCUGCUGUGAAAUCCUCUGACCACAGAAUAUAAAAUCCAUUGCCUUGUAAUUUCUGACACCUUCGCUCUCUGCCCCCAAACACGAAAGGUUAGAUAGUAGUGAGUACAAAGAAAAGGUAAAGCUCACCCACAGGCUGCUAUCGGUAGUAAACCUACGUCAUCUACCUGCAGUUAACCAGCCAGGGAUAAUAUGGAGCAACGACACCCAGCGACUAACUACAAGUCCACAAAGUGAAGUAGGGGCACAAAUCUCCUCAUCGUUAUUAGAAAUGUAAGUUUGAAAGGCCCUAAAUUAGUUACAAACACUUGAGUUUGUUUCUUUUUUAAAAAAAUAUAGCUUAUUACUUUGUAGCAUUAACCAUUCAUUAUGGCUGUGAUCCAGCAGAACACUUAAAUAUGUGUGUAAGUUUAUAUACUUAAGUAAUGCACUUAAAAAUAAUACAUGUGUGUAAGUAUUGGACUGAAUCCCAUCUGCAUUCAAAAAGGAGUUCGUUUACCCAAAGAGUAAUUUCCAUGCAGAGUUUUUUCCCCCAUGGAUUCAGGGAUCAUUGUAACUAGAACAGCACAAAGUAGCACUCAAGUACUCUGCUCUGGCAUUCACAUGUGGCUACUUAGAUAUCUAGCAAUGGAGGAAAGCUUUCAUUUUCAAAUAUAAUUAAAAUUCAAAAUAUCUUGUGGACAAGCUCAAAGAUACAUUCUAGCUCUUCCUGCCAUUCACUCAUUUUAUUAAUUUCUGGCUGAAAAUCUGUUCGUUCUGUGGGGAGAUAGAUUAAAUAAAGGCAUCCUUCUGACCUUAAAGCCAGUGAAAUUGCUCAAGUAAUGGCGUAGGUUCGGAUUGCGCCCUUUCACAAUAUUUGGACCUAGAAGUUCAGAUGGCAAAUUUUCAGUAUCCCGCACAAACGGAGCAGAGCACUGCCUGCUCUGUAACUCCAGACAGUGUGGCUGGGAGAGGGGUCAGAACCUUCUGUACUGUUCUUGCGGGUUUUUCCCCCAAAUGCCUGAAUUAAUACUGCCUUACUACACUUUCUCUGUGUGUAAUACCACAGCUCUUUGUGGUGUUAUAUUGACAUAACUGAAGAUAAAUAGGUCCAAAGUGUCUUACUGCUAUUUUGGAGCCAGAUUCUCAGCUUCAUCAGUCCGGUGAUGAGGUUGAAGAACUGGGCCAGUACCUUGGACAUUAACGAGCUGGCGCUUUAGCAAGUGUGUGUGAACUUAAGUGAUGAUAUCAAGUGCUUGUUUAGCUUUCGUACUCUGUUCACUGGUUACCACUACUGUUUUCAGAGAUCAAAGACAAAAUAUUUCUUAAAGAAGUUUAUCUUUUUCUGUUUUCUCAGUAAUGUGUCUUUUAUAACAGUAUAGGGGAUGCCAUGCUGCGGUGUCUGGUUCCCACAGCUGAAGGCACUCAGCUGCAAUUGCUUUCCAGGGGCUUAAAACACCUGGUAAUAGAGAUUUACCUGGACUGCAGUCUGAGUCGGUGUUGCUUUGGACAGUGUUUGCCCCUUGUAGAUUAAACCUGUAUCAACACAUGUCAGGUUCUUCACAUAUUGGACUCGAUUUUAUAGACAAUUUUAUCCUUUAGAGUGCUUAGAAAAUGAGCAGUUGCCAUUAGGGUGGUAGAUUCAGUCUUUGGCAUUGACUAGGGCUUUCUUUUUUUCUUAAAACAUCUUAUUUUACAAAUAACAAUUCAGAAAGGUUACAUGUAAACAGUCGCAGAGCAGAGAUGUGAAGCCUUCAGCGUAGGCACUAGGUAUGGUCGGGGUUCACAUCAUCCUUCUUCUUUACACUGAGUAUCACUAAUAGAUGUUAUUAUGUGGCCAAAGGUUUCAAAGCCUACCUGGUCUUCAGGAAGGGAAUUUCCCCAUCCUUUCCACAGAAUAAAUGACAUAAAUUAGGGAGGACAGCUAACACUAUCCAUAUCCCAUAGCCAUACCCAUUAUAUUAACUACAGUUAAUAGCUAUAGUUUUUGGCACCCCCCCCUCCAAUCCUUCAGAUAAGCUAUUUUCUUGUAGCAUAAUACAGCCUUUUAAACACAGGCUUAGCUCUGCAAGUUCAAAGUAGCUCCAAACUUUUCUUGGUUUCAAGUGUUACGAAGUAGAUGCUUAUUUAUUCAGGUUCCAUUUUACUCUUCUACUUGUUACAUUAUCCGUUGUGUGUACUGUAUUUUCUUAUUUUCUCUCUCUCAAACCAGUUGUCACAAUGUUAUCCUGUAACAACAUUUUGUUCACGAUAUAGAAUAGGUGAAAAGCUGUGGAAUUCGUGAAGGGCUACAAAAAAAUCCAAAACAUUGUUCACCUCGAGGAAGGGUGAGCCAGCUUGAUAAUCUUUGAACAAAUGACUAAACAACACUGUGGUGCUACUAGGUACUGAAAUGUUUUAUGAUGUAUUCACUAUGACUUAAACGACAUAUUCAAGGCAUGUCAAUGAUGCAACUGCAUGUGUUUUUGUUCUAAAAGUCUGGACUGCUCCAGCAAAGACAGUGUUUGUAAUUCCUGGUGGGCCAAUUCCUACCUAGCUCUUCUGUGGGAAGGUAAUUUUGGGAGGCAGUAUAGGAUUUGGCCCAGCGCUAACAGCUAAGGUGAAGGCGAUACAGACCACAGAAAUCUCAGGUAGGACGUAUUCAUCCUGCUGUAACGUGUUACUUUAGUGGCUUUGCUUAAGCAGAGGCUGAAAAUAAAUUCUGUCGUAAUGACAAGAACCACUAGGCUAAAUUCUGGGACGCCUUAACCAAGCAACAUAAGUAAGCAUUUGAAUUAAAUUGAGGAUUCAGAUCUGAAAUAUUAAUGUUCUUCCAUGGAAUACCAGAAAGAGAGGAAUAGAACAUAAGAGCAGGCUCUAGCUCUAGCAGUGGAAAAAGGCCAAAUCUUACAGUGAGCUACGAUUUAAAACAGAGGGUCUGGUCUUAAAAUCUUGAAGAUAAACUUUUUACCUUCCAUUUUGAAUUCUGAAAGGUAAUUGUUUUGUGUUAUUGUGCCUGGACUGCUCAUGCAGAGGAGGCAUCCGUAUCCUAAAUAGCACUGAGGUACACCUCCGACUGAUAGGUCAGAAAUUUUACCUCUUUAACCAAUUCCGUAUUUGAAAACAUGGAGGGAAAUUUCAAAAUAAUAAUUUAAAAAAAACCCACAUACAAAAUCAUGCAGAACUGAGUUUCUGUACCAAAAAAAAAAAAAAGAAUUUGGAGUCAGAGAGACUGAUGGUUGAGUAAAGGCUUUCCUCAAAGACGACCUUGUCUUUUCCCCAGUUGAGCAAAGAGGAGUUUUGUCCUUGGCUGCAGUGCAUACCUCUACAAAAUGAUUUAAGAGUUAAGCAGAACAGCAACAGUCUGGGUAGUAUGUUAGGAGCAUGGAGUGGGCACACUGCCUGUAACUGUUUAGUUUUUUAAAAACUCAUUAUUAAGCAAAUGUGUAGAGUAUUAAGGAAAUUUGUAGAGUAUGUCUGACCGUAUGAGUGUGUGGGUGCUGUGCUGUGGUAAAAAGAGACUAAUUGGUUUAUGCAGUUUGUUUUGCAUACUUUAGGCUCCUGUAUGGGGUUUUUUAAUUGAUAUUUAUUUCUCAGCAGAGCUUAGAAUAAUUUUAAAGCUGUGUAACACAUCAUUUAAUGAAAUCUAUUGUCAGCAUCUGUUGUAAACACGUGUUUACAAAACAAACUCUUGAAUACUUGAUAUUUGGAAAUAAAAAAUAGCAUAUCA
Molecule: messenger RNA, 10353 nt
Organism: Grus americana (Whooping crane)
Lineage: Eukaryota; Metazoa; Chordata; Aves; Gruiformes; Gruidae
Gene: SLCO5A1
Product: solute carrier organic anion transporter family member 5A1
Exons: 10
Coding region: 739-3336 (865 amino acids)
Biological process (GO): transmembrane transport; sodium-independent organic anion transport
Cellular component (GO): membrane
Molecular function (GO): protein binding
Source: RefSeq, a predicted model, not a curated record